CAGAAUGGUUCAGAAAUACUGGACGUUUCUCACGUUGUUCCCACGUUUGCAAGUUUAAUAAUCAUCUGGUGUAGGGGGCACCUUUCUGCUCCAGCCUCCCUCAACGUUACCAUGAGAUGCUGGAGGGUAUCGGAGGAAGGUAUAACUGGAUGCACGUUUCCUCGUGGUUAUUCCAGAACGGAAAGGCCUCGUUUAUUGGAAGGAUGCAGUUAUCUGACAGAAUGCUUUUCAGACCGAAGGUAAUGCAGAUAUGUUGGCUGUUGUUGACCACAACGUCUCCAGCUCACUCGUGUUUUCGCACGUUGGCCUCCCCCCCCUCCUUUGUCAUCUGAUCAGACCUUGGUUUUCCCUACCGUGAUCGAAAGAGCACCGUCAUAAAGAAUGUGGUGCAGAAGUGAUAUUGAAGAUGGAUGCGAAUCUAAUAAAACAGAUGACUGCAGUUCCAGUACCACCCAUCUGUAUUCCCAGCCACUCUGGCAGCAUCAGUUGGGCCAGGAUGAUAAUGGCAUUCCCAUUGUCCAUGUCAGGCCAUCUUUAUCAUACUCACCUAGAAAAACAUUUUUGCCCGGUUCACCCCACAGCACACUUCACUGGAACUGGCCUUGCCAGCAGCCUAUGCCAGCCACAUCGCCUCUGGGUACACAAAGCUGUCUAGACACAAAGGACCGUCAGUCCAUCCGGAGGUGGUCCUCUCUUUCCAAGUUGUCAUUAGGAACUGAUAAGUGCUCCGCCAGUGCAGCAGGAUAUCAAUACAACCCUGCUGCACAAGGUUCCCUAGAUAGAGUUCUAGAAUACAGGUACAGAAAGGUACGCCGAGUCUCAGAUGUGGACCUUUAUUUACCUUUACCUUCCCCUGUGAUGUGCAGUAGCUUUCUCCAGCACUCACCAUGUGCCAGCCCUGGUUACCUGUACAGUGCUCACAGUAUUUCCACUGGUUUGGAGACAGACAUGACCAUUUUCUCACCUCUGUCUUCACCAGUGAAACAAAAAAGUUUGGACAUCAACUAUAGUACUUUACCAGAUGCUAACCUGGCAUGUGGCGGUGGGCAGGCUUGUGGUCUCAGCUCAUACUGCCAAGCAGAUUCACCACUUGGUCAUCAGGGUAAUAGAGCCUCCCCAGUUCAAUCUGAAGCUCACACCCAGAUGUGGCUGACUGAGCAGAUGGAGGACAGGCCCAAAGGAAAGUGUGGCGGUGAACUUGGCCAGAUCAGUGAUACUGGAACAGAGGGCUGUGGUGGAGAUGAACUGUCACCGUGGCAACAGAGACAUCAACAUGAACCAGGGCUUAAACAGAUGCUGAAGGGACUCCCCUGCCAGUCAACAUUCUGGUGAAGGUUAACGAAGGUCUACUGAGAAAAGAGAGCAAGAUAUAGAUAGACAAAAGCUGCAGAUCUUGCAGCUGCAUGCCCAGAUCAGAGAGAAUGAACAGAGAAUACAUCAGGUCCUGAAGCGCCAGAGUGGGUUGUUUGGUGGCUCUUAUAUCCCAAAUAUCCAGGACUCAGCAAUGAGAACUUCAUGCAAACAGCCAUCUCAACAGUUGUGUUGUGAUGAAGAACUUGAUAAGAAAUUAGCUGUGGCUGAACUUGAAGUAAUCCAUUUGAGCAAGGUCUUCAAGCAAAUCACUCAAAAAUACACAGAGGACAUUAGAAAACUGGAGGAAAGGAUAAAGACGAGAGAUCGUUACAUCAGUAGUCUAAAAAAGAAGUUUCAGCGAGAGAGCAACCAAAAUCAGGAAAACCAGCAACGCAUAGAAACACUGGAGAAAUACCUUUCUGACCUGCCAACACUAGAUGAAGUGCAUGUCCAGGCAAAGAGGCAGGAGGAGGUUCAGCAGAAAUCCAAGGAACUAGAAAAAAUUGCAUCUCAGUUACAGAAGAGUCUGGAGAAAGGAUGUGCGUUGAUGAAGGAUAAAGACAUCAACAUGAAGAUGCAGGCCAAGAGAGAAAAGGAACUGAUUGCAUCUGUACAUAGUCUACAGCAAAAGGUCCAGCAGUGUUUGGAUGAUGGGGUGAGGCUGGCUAUGCAAGACUUGAAGUGGCUUGAGUUGGAAAACAUUCAGCUUCUGGAGAAGCAAGAUCACAGCAGCAAGCUGUUGAAGCAUCAACGAGAACAGAUUGAGAGACUGACCUCACAACUACUGGCCACCAGUACAAGACUGCAGAAGAAAAGAGGCCUUUUUUGUCAACAACAUUCAUACCUUCCAGAAAAGGGAAAGAGCUUGAACACACCAUCUACAGCCUUCCCUCAGCAGCAGACAAUCGAUGAAGGGUUGCUGGUGCCUCCUCUAUCCCAUAUGGAAAUGCCAGAAGUGGGCCAGCUACUGAAAGAGUUGUCACUUUGUCUACUGGAUCUCCAGGGUCUCUGCAGCAUCCUCGCUCAGAGAGCACAAGGGAAGGAGCCCAACCUGUCUUUGCUUCUGGGAAUGAAAUCAUUAAGUGUGUCAGCAGAGGAGAAUGACUGCAAAGUGGUGGCAGUGGAAGACGAACUAAGGUUAAAGCUGCUAGAAGUUGGAAAGCUGAGGAGAGACAUUGAUGCACUGAGGAAGAACAUCUCCGACUGCUAUGAACAGUUUAUGUGUGACUGCAUCUCCCAGUGACAGCCAGUACCCCUCCACCUUCUAUAUACACUUACCAGAGGAAGCAUGUAAAAUUAUAGUUGUACAAGUAAUCACCCUGUCCCGUUGGAGCUGAGAAAUGAACUGUACUUUCACACAGCCUUGUUACAAAAGAAUGUCUUUUUUUUGUUGUUGUUUUUUUGGUUUUUUUUAACCAUCAUUAUUGCUAAGCCUGCAUGUAAUCAUAGGUAAGAUUUAAUAGUAAGUGCUUAGAUUGAAAUUAAAUUAACUGAGAAAUUCAGAUGAGCUGGGUUUUGUUUUUUGGUGCACACAAAGAAGAGAAAAUUACUUAAUAUGUUUAAAACAUCUUCUUAGGCUUGAUUAAAUUAAGCCUACUACUUUAAAAAAAAUGAGAGAAGAUGAAUUAAGCUCCAAAAGUGAAUAAUUUCCUUCAGUCUUUUGCACUAACUUUUCAUAAACUACAUGUAACCAUUCUGCAACAGGGCAAAUGUGGUUUGAACCAUUAUGGUGUGGAUUUUAUUAUUAUGCUUUCAAUAUGAGGCACUUGACACACUGGGCACUUCCUCCUGAAAAAGCUUCUGCCUUGUAUCAAAUGUAUUAAAUUCUUCUCCUCAUUAUCAUC
This is a messenger RNA of Archocentrus centrarchus (flier cichlid), 3197 nucleotides long. It is a transcript of the gene cep85l, whose product is annotated as centrosomal protein 85L. Gene Ontology annotation, cellular component: centrosome. The transcript has 12 exons. Bases 1505 to 2596 code for a protein of 363 amino acids. The record is from RefSeq and is a predicted model, not a curated record. Lineage: Eukaryota; Metazoa; Chordata; Actinopteri; Cichliformes; Cichlidae.